Messenger RNA from Talaromyces stipitatus ATCC 10500, 783 nucleotides. RefSeq lists its product as uncharacterized. The coding region runs from base 1 to 783 and encodes 260 amino acids. Gene Ontology annotation, molecular function: nucleic acid binding. The transcript has 2 exons. The record is from RefSeq and is a predicted model, not a curated record. NCBI's taxonomy places the organism in Eukaryota, Fungi, Ascomycota, Eurotiomycetes, Eurotiales, Trichocomaceae.
AUGUCCAGCUACUCUAUCACCUUAGGCAAAAGGACAGAACAAAAUCCCUACACAGCAGACUUAGAAGCGAUGAAAACCGCCCUGGAACGUAUCCCGCCUGAGACAUGCCAGAGAUGGAUAUCCCUCCUGAGUAGCAACAGAUCCGCACUAGCAGCAAAUCGCCAACCCCGUCAACAAUCUGGCCAAGAAACCAUCCAGCAGAUAUAUAAACAGAUUCAGAGCUUACAGCAGCGAGGAAACGCGGUUAAUGCAAUUUGGAUUCCAGCCCACACAGAUAUCAACUUGAGACAACGAGCAAAAGCCGAAGCACGGAAAUCGAUGGACAUGAAACGUAUACCAGAGAAGCAACCAUUUCAAGCUAAAUCGACUGCACUUAGACUCACCCUUACGGAACAACAACAAGAAUGGAUUCUCCCUGCAGAUAUUGGGAAAUACUCAAAAGGCCAUCGAUAUCUCUUCCAGGAAACACACAAGAACCUUAUACGAUGGAAUGAACCGGAGAGAGGCAAAAACCUAGUCCAGCUUCGGACAGGAAAGACAAGGCUAAAUAGCUAUUUGAACAAGAUAGGCGCAGCAGAGUUCGAUAUUUGCGCCUGUGGCCAAGCAAGCGAGACAAUGGAACACUUCCUAUUCCGCUGCACGAGAUGGACAACAACUAGAGGAGGAGGAAAAUCGCGCUCGGAUCCGGAUCUAUGGCAACCAGAUAUGAAGACCGUCCAUGCUGUAAUCAACUACGCGAUUGCAACAGGGAGAUUGGAACAGAAACUCGAAUCCGAACCUUAA